Molecule: messenger RNA, 1644 nt
Organism: Stylonychia lemnae
Lineage: Eukaryota; Ciliophora; Spirotrichea; Sporadotrichida; Oxytrichidae
Source: the annotation of a GenBank genome assembly
AUGGAAAGAAUAAAGAUACAUUUGAAAAAAGAAAAUAUUUUGAAAGUUUUAGGUUAUAAUUAUAGAGUAGAUCUGCAGCAGUUAAAGCACAAAAGAAAAAAUUAGCAGGCUGCAAUGAGUGAUUCUUCAUCAAUAGAUAUCAAAGAUUAUCAAGAUGAAAUUGAAUACUUAGAUGAAAUUAAUAACUCUAUGAUAUAGAAUACAUAGCAAACUGAUGACUCAAACUUAGAUCGUAACUUUUAGAAUAUAAGAUAAAAUAAAAAGUCCUAAUAUUUUAAAGAAUUUAACCCUGAAGGUAUUAGGAAAAAAUAAACUACUAGCUCAUUCUCUAAAAAAUUUGUCUCUUUUAAAGAAAAGGCAGAUGAUGAGCUUGCAACAAUUUUUCACAGAAAAUAAUAAUAAGAAAGACACCUAUUGAAAUCAAAUUUUAAAAAAGGUCAAACAGAGAGAUAGGUGCUUAAUGAGUCUUAUGAUGAAAGCUAAAAUUAUAUAAGAAGUAAAAAGUAAUAAUUCCGAAAGAAUGAUAAUAUAGAAACUUCCGUAGAAUUAGAAAAAUAAAUGUAAAGCAAUGAGCAAUUGCAUAAUACUUUAAACUAUGCUGAUUGCUAAUCAUCAAAUGACAGCAUAAAUUAAUUAAUGAGUGAUUUUAGAAGCUAGCAAGAUAAUUAAAUUUAUGAAAAAGUUGAUUAGAGUAGGUAAAAGUAGCAUAACUAAUUUCUAAGCAAUAGAAUUUAUAUCUAACCAUAAUUUCAGCAAUUGAAUCAAAGUGGUAUAAAGAUAAAUAAAAAGUUGAGAAAAAAAUCGGUUAUACCAGAUGAAGAAAUAAAAAAAUUUAUGAUGAAUUAUGAGACAAAACAAACAGAAGAUAGGACAUAGGUUUUGAUUUUGAAAAAAUUUGAUCGAUAAAAAAAUAAUUAGAUAGGAGUUGGUCCUAAAUUUUAAGGAUCAGAUUUUAAGCAGAAAUAACUAAUGAAAAAAUGUUCAAGGCUUAGUUUAGGACAAAUAUCUUAGUCUCAGUAUUAAAAUGAAACAAGUUUGUUUAGUGCUGAUAUGAAUGAAAGCUAUAAUUAGCCUGAAUUAAAUUUUGAUAAUAAUCAAGAUCACUUGGAUAUAGAUCUAUAGGAGGAUGAAAUUUAACUUUAUCAGGAUUAAUCUUAGGAAAUGGAUUAUUAUGUAGUUGGCAGUAUACAGAGUAUACAUUCUGAAUAGGAUCAUAAUGAUUUAAAUAACAUUUAUAGAAUUAAGAAUCUAGAAACUCCAUAAUAGAGCAGUAAAAAUAAAGAAAUGAUAGAUGAUUAAAGCAAAGCAGAAAAGCUGAAGAGAUAGGAGUUAACAAUUAAAUAUGAUUCAUUAAGGUUAGAUUUAAUUGGGGAUCCUGAAUAUUAGUGUCUUAACGAAAAUCUUGAAAAUGAAUUAAAAUAAGACAAUUAUGAAGAGAGUUUAACAGAAAAUUAAUACAAAAGUAGUGGAACUAUUAAUGAAGAUAAAUAACAUAAUUAAGGACUAUCAUCUAAUGAAAAAAUAUCUUCUAAAAUUCUAUCCUCUUAAAGUAGCAAUAAAAAUAAAAUUUAAUAAAUUGAUUCUUUAAUUGAAAAACAAGAUAGCGUGUUGGCAAAUAAUUGGUUUACAAACUAGGAAAAAUGA